This is a messenger RNA of Schizosaccharomyces octosporus yFS286, 243 nucleotides long. Its product is annotated as inner membrane protein. The record is from RefSeq and is a predicted model, not a curated record. The transcript is spliced from 2 exons. Lineage: Eukaryota; Fungi; Ascomycota; Schizosaccharomycetes; Schizosaccharomycetales; Schizosaccharomycetaceae. Gene Ontology annotation, biological process: mitochondrial respiratory chain complex IV assembly. Bases 1 to 243 code for a protein of 80 amino acids. Gene Ontology annotation, cellular component: mitochondrion.
AUGGGUCGCUCUUGUAACAGUAUUCGAAAGGAUUUGGCAGAUUGUUUGUUACAUUCAGACUGUAUGUUCAUUCAUGGCAAAUCUGCUAGAGAAUGCAUGAGAAACAAAGAGCAACUCCCCGUCGAAUGUAGGAAUUUGAUGACUUCGUUCGGGGAGUGUAAACGACAAAUGUUGGAUAUGACUAAACGAUAUAGAAUUGCUCCUGAACAGGAUGAAUCUUCUAAACCUUCACCAGAAAACUAA